ACAAGAAUGGCACAACUAUACAAAGGUGUGCUUCGUACCGAUAAAACGGUACUGUUUUGUAUAGUGUGCAAUUGUAAGCUAACAGCUAACAAAAUAUUCGGUGUAAAACAACAUUUUGAAAGUACCAAACAUAAAGCGUGUGCGGAAAGACAAAAUAAGAAUUCUGUGCUAACAUUAAUGGCAGAGCAUGGCAAUAGUGGACAUAUAAAUAUUUUCAAUAUGGAUUUAUGCAAAAUGUUUCUAUCGGCAAAUGUUCCUACAAAUAAAAUAAGCCACCCAGCAGUAAUAGGGUUUAUGGAUAAACAUACGAAGAAUACAACACCCAGCCAAUCAACGCUUAGGAAUAAAUAUGUUCCUAUUCUAUAUGACAGCUGCAUUGAAAAAUUACGCCAAAAAGCAAAGAAUAAAUAUAUAGAUGAGACUACUGAUAUUGAGCAGCGAUUGAUUGUGAAUGCUAUAUUUGGAGUGUUGGAUGAUAGUGCAGAAGAAAGAGGCAAAUCCUAUUUAUUAAAAGUAACAGAAGUUGAAAGAGCAAAUGCAUGUAGCAUGGCUGGAUUUUUAAACGAUUCGCUUCAAAUAUUAUGGCCAGAAAGAAUUGAAUAUGAAAAACUCCUUCUUGUGGUAACAGAUGCUGCCGAUUACAUACUCGCUGCAAUGAGGUCUUUAAGUGUUGCAGCUAAGUGCUGCAGAGUAUUAUUGUGAUUUCUUUGAAGAAGUUCGCUCUGUUGUCGAUGAUUUAAACAGUGAAGAAUCAGAGGUUAUAAUUCAAUCAAAAACAGCGUUUGCCAAGCAUGGGAUAAUAGGAGAGUUAACAUACAUAAAGAACAUCUUCUCUUGUAUUGGAAAAGGCAUUGAAAAGUUACAGACAAAAGGAUUGCCUUUGAAUAAAAGUGUAGGAAUUAUUGAAGACAUUCAACUUCAACUAGAUGAAUGUAAUGAAAAAAACUAUAAAAAAAAUGAUGAUAUUUUAAAAAGAAAUGGAGGUUUUAAAUCUAUUACGAAUCUUUCAAAUAUUUUAUUUCAAAAUGGAGACAUAACUGAUGAAUAUGUUAAAAAAUUAUCUGCAAAAGAAAUAAGUUAUUCUAAGUAUGCCCCUACAACAUCAACAGAUGUUGAAAGAAGUUUUUCCUCUUAUGUCACUUUACUUAAUGACAACCGAAGA
Bactrocera tryoni is the source of this 1162-nucleotide messenger RNA. Its product is annotated as CGG triplet repeat-binding protein 1-like. The record is from RefSeq and is a predicted model, not a curated record. Gene Ontology annotation, molecular function: double-stranded DNA binding. Gene Ontology annotation, cellular component: nucleus. The transcript has 2 exons. Gene Ontology annotation, biological process: regulation of transcription by RNA polymerase II. Lineage: Eukaryota; Metazoa; Arthropoda; Insecta; Diptera; Tephritidae. The coding region runs from base 7 to 702 and encodes 231 amino acids.